Molecule: messenger RNA, 1892 nt
Organism: Phycomyces blakesleeanus NRRL 1555(-)
Lineage: Eukaryota; Fungi; Mucoromycota; Mucoromycetes; Mucorales; Phycomycetaceae
Exons: 5
Coding region: 46-1746 (566 amino acids)
Source: RefSeq, a predicted model, not a curated record
CUUUAUUUCUUGUUAUUUGGUACUUUCCUUCAACCAAAACAAAAAAUGCGUCUGUCAAUAAUUGCAUUUGCCGUUGCUACUGUUUUGUCGGUAGCAAAUGCUAAGAAGCAAAUUACAUAUAAUGUUGUUUCUCUUGAGGGUGGUCAACAAGAUAUGAGUGUUAUUGUCGACAAUGUAUCAUAUCCUCUCGUUCCUUCUGCAGAGGUUCCUAUUCUCUAUACUGGAUCCGCGCCAGUUGCAUCCCAUGGCUACAAGUAUGCUAUUGGCACAGGAAGAAACAGCAUGAAGGCCGAGUCUUUCACUCGCAAGAAGACCAAUGAAACUACUCCAAACGAGACCUUUGGCCGCUCAUGGAAUACUCGAAAAGUUAAGACAGUCAAACCUAUCUUCCCUCCACUCCAAGCUAUAGACCGUCUCGACUCUCCUUUGCACAUUGACGGCGAGAUCCCUACAGUAUAUCUCUCCGGAAUCCAAAGCGAGUUAGACAACAUGCACAUCAAUGCCAUGCAGGAUAUCACUAUCCCAAUAAACUUUACGUAUAUCAGCCCUCGCGAUGUUCAAGUGUUCCCUGAUAUCGAAUUUGAGCUAUCCGGACGUAGCUCGCGUUGGUUACCAAAGGUCUCCUAUAAUCUGAAGUUGAAGAAGAAGAGCAAGAACCACUUGUACAGCUACAGACGUCUUAAGUUGCGCUCUAUAGCAAACGAUGACUCCUAUCUUCGUGAAAGAAUUGGCUAUGAUAUUAUUGGCUCCGUUGGUCUGGCUACAACCAAGUACUCUUAUGUCAGAGUCGUCCUUAAUGAUAAGCCUCUUGGAUUAUUUGGUUUCAUCGAAGCUUUCCAGAACCCUUGGCUCCUAAACGAAUUUGCUAAUGGAGACGAGGACUAUGAAAAUGGACCCCUUUACCAAGGAAAAUACCUCACAGCUGAGUCUAUGAUGGCCGGUGUAAGCUCGGAUCUUUCGUAUUAUGGAAAUAAUAUUACCAAAUAUGAGCUUGGUCAAUACGAUCUCAAGGAAGAUCCUGCAAAGGGCGAGCCUUCCUUCCAGCCCUUGAUGGACUUUACAAAAUUUGUGUAUGACGCACCUACCAACACCUCUGAUGCUGUAGAGGUGUGGCAAAAGACCUUUGACACAGACAGUUUCCUCCGCAGUAUGGCACUUGAGAUCUUGAUGGGUUAUUCGGAUGGUUACAUCACCAUGACAAACAACUUCUACAUCUAUUAUGAGACCAAGUCUUCCCGCUUUAUUUACAUGCCAUCCGAUAUUGACAUGACCCUGGGUUCCAGCUUCUUCAAGAUCUCUGAUGUCGCAAGUGGAAACUACUCUACCUACCCUUCGUUCUAUAAGCGCCCAUUGUUGAACAAGAUUUUGGAAGUUCCUGGAUUCAAGACCCAGUUUGAAGACCUGAUUUUCGAUAUUACCAAGAAGCUAUUCAAUCUCAAGAAACUUGGGCCACGUAUUGACGAUCAGGCUGAGAUGAUUGCCGAGGAUGUUGCAUGGGAUAAGAUCUGUCCUCGUGCUGGUAGAAAUCUUAUAUCUGACGGUUCUGCCGACGAGAGUCUUAAUGCUAUGGGACCCGCUGGAGUUGAUAUGCCUACUGCAAAGGACUAUUACGCAAGAAUUGGACAGCCUGUUCCAUUUAAGGUUGCUAUCGAUGGUCCUACUGGACAUCUCUCCUUACCUGGUCUUAAAGAGUACAUCAAGCUUCAGAGCGAUAACACAUUGAAGUUCUUCAAGAACAGAAAAUAGUUUUUUUUUCUCUCUCUCUUUUUCUUCUUCCUAUUUAAUUUAUUUACCUAUUCUUCAUUUACCUUUGUUGCCUUUUUGCUUUCAAUAUAGAUCUAUAGGAAUACUACCAAACAACCAUCAUAAUAAAUCAUCACUAACAGCACAUG